Messenger RNA from Gadus morhua (Atlantic cod), 1030 nucleotides. Its product is annotated as bifunctional protein GlmU. The transcript is spliced from 3 exons. Bases 167 to 646 code for a protein of 159 amino acids. NCBI's taxonomy places the organism in Eukaryota, Metazoa, Chordata, Actinopteri, Gadiformes, Gadidae. The record is from RefSeq and is a predicted model, not a curated record.
GGGGGGUCUUGGGGGGAUCGAGGGUCGGGGGGCACUGGAGCGGGAAGUUGUUGGACUUGAGACCCUGAGGCACCGAGCGUCCCCCGGUAGGAGAUUCUACUGUUCACGGUACACCCGGUAGGCCUACUACUCUCAUUCAGGAAGCACGGCUUGGAAGUCUGACACAAUGGCGUCUCCAGCUGCUGGUGGUGGUGGUGGGGUUGGUGACGGAGGCUCCGGGCUCCGGGUCCACGCGGUGCGCUUCGGCCCGGGCCAAGAGCUGCUGGGGGGGCUGCAGGCCUUCGUGGAGGAGAGGGGUCUCCACGCCCCCUUCGUCCUCACCUGCGUGGGCAGCGUAACCAAGGCAACGCUACGGCUGGCCAACGCCAGCGCCGAGAAUACCAAUGAGGUGCUCCAGCUGAACGAGCGCUUCGAGAUCGUGUCCCUGGUGGGCACCCUGAACCCCCCCGCCCACCUGCACGUGUGCCUGGCGGACCGGGCGGGCCGGACAGUGGGGGGCCACGUGCUGGGGGGCCUGGAGGUGUUCACCACGGCCGAGGUGGUGCUGGGGGAGGCCCCUGGGCUCCUCUUCGACCGCCAGAUGGACCCCGCCACCGGCUUCCCCGAGCUGGUGGUCCGGCCCGGCCCCGGUGGGGUGGAGGGUUAGGGGGGGGGCGGCGGCCUCCUGCCGGGGGCCCACGAGCAAGGCGCUGGUCUAACGUCGCCCGCUCCCAGAAUGCACCUCUGCCAAGCCGUCGAUUGAGUCUGAAUGAGUUGAAGGAGACGCUUCUGGUUCCAGCUGAUCGAUGGAGUGUUUAAGGGCCGCCCUUAGUCCGUAGCCCUUAGCCCUUAGCCCUUAGCCCUUAGCCCUUAGCCCUUAGCCCUUAGUGUCGGCCUCUGUAGGUGCCUCAGAGAGACGGGAUGUCGUCUUUGUGGAGAGAGAGGUUGUCUUUGUGGAGAGAGAGGUCAAGAGGCACCGAGACACAGAAAGCGGCUCAUUGAACCGUUGGUGCUGUACGUACGGUCGUUCAAUAAACCAUUCAUACCGUCA